UCGUUACGGCCGCUCUGGGGAGCUCAUUCAUUGACCAUGGCAUCUCUUGGACAACUCUCUUUGGCACUGUUGCUUUUCACCCCGACAGCUUUCGCUGCUGUCGCUAAGCCGCCUACGCCGGCUGGACAAGACUAUGCUCCUCGAUUUGUCUACAAGUCGAAGCGUCAAGCGACAGCUGACCUUACCCGGCCGCCUCAAUCGCCACCCGUCUUCAAUGAUACGGUGGACUCCCUCAAGAUGGAUGCACCAGGUCUCUGCAACCAGACCAAAGCUGUGCUGGACAAAUUGGCCGCCUCCGUGUCUCCGUUGAAUGCCACAUUCGCUAACACUUAUGGACCGAUUCUGGAGGAUGAGCACGAUGUCUUGACCAAGAUGUACAUCCAGCAAUUCUAUGCAUCAGUCUCCGCCGAUUCCGCUUUGCGCGAUGCUAGUAGUGAAGCGGCCUCUAUCCAGAGUAACUGUGCACUCGAAAGUGGAACCCGGGACGAUAUCUUCAAGCUGGUGGAGAGCGUCUAUAACAGCCUGAACACGACUCAAGGAAUCAACGGCACCAUCGAUGCUCAAGACAGAUACUUGGUCGACAAGGACUACAAGGGAUAUCUGCGCAACGGUCUCGCUCUGGAAGGAUCCCAGCGUGAGCAGUUCAAGGCUGCAAGGUCGAGGAUCACUACUUUGCAACUUCAGUUCGACCAGAACUACUCUGGCGACACUUCAGUCAUCUGGUUGAGCCCCGCGGAGCUCGAAGGUCUUCCUGAAGAUCACAUCAACUCGCUCGCAAAGGGAACCGGGGAGAAUGAAGGCAAGGUGGCUUUGACCUUCAAGGCCCCGGAUGUUACCCCCGCCUUGGCUCUUGUCAAGAACCCUGAUGUACGCCGUCGCAUCUACAUUGCAAGAGAUACCCGCGUAUUGCAGAACGUACCUUUGAUGAAGGAGGCUAUCGUGAAGCGAGACGAAGCUGCUCGUAUGCUGGGUUACGAACAUCAUGCUGCUCUCAAUCUCGAAAACAAGAUGGCGCACGAUGUUGCGACGGUGCAACCAUUUCUCGAGGGUCUCCGCGACCGCCUCUACGAUCGCGGCCAAGAAGAGAUCGCCGGCAUGAAUGAGUUGAAGAAGAAGGAUCACGAAGCGCGUAACCUCACUUACGACGGGAACUUCUACUACUGGGACCGCGACUACUACAACAACAUCAUUGUCGAGACGGAAUACGCUGUUGACCAGGUCAAGGUUUCAGAGUACUUCCCCCUCGACCGCACAAUCACUGCAAUGCUUCAGAUCUUCGAAUCCCUCUUCAGCAUGCACUUUGUUCAACUCAGCACCGCUGAUCUCGCCGCGCUUUCACCAUCCGGUAAUGCCGAAGAGAUGACCUGGCACGAAGAUGUCAUUGCUUUCGCGGUCUGGGAAGGUGACAACUCGGGCUUUGUGGGAUAUCUUUACAUGGAUUUGUACCCUCGCGAUGGCAAAUACUCGCACUUUGCCGAAUUUACACUCCAGCCUGGAUUCCAGAAAUCCGACGGCAAAUCUCGCCAUUAUCCCGUGGCAGCUCUUGUCUGCAAUUUCCCCAAGCCUCAAGGAAGCAACCCCGCUUUGAUGACACACGACGACGUUGUUACUUUCUUCCAUGAGCUGGGCCACGGUAUUCACGAGCUCUCUGGUCGUACCAAGUGGGCGCGUCUAUCUGGCACUUCCACUGCGCGUGAUUUUGUGGAAGCUCCCAGCCAGAUGUUGGAGAACUGGAUGUGGACGAACCUGACACUCAGCCAACUCUCGUCGCACUACAAAACCAACGAAUCCAUGCCCACCGAGCUUAUGGAUGCUCUCAUCUCAACCAAGCAUGUCAUGGAAGGUCUCCUAACUCUCCGCCAAAUUGCUUUCGGUCUCUUCGACAUGAAGAUCCACACUCCUGCCUCGCACGAGGAAGCCGAAGCGCUCGAUAUGAGCCUGGAGUACAGCCGAUCUAUGCGCAACACCACCGGUCUCAAGGGUCCUGAAGACCAAGGCGAGCCCGAAAACUGGAGCAGCGGCGAAGCUACCUUCGGACACUUGAUGGGCGGCUACGACGCAGGAUAUUACGGCUACUUGUGGUCGCAGGUUUACUCCACCGACAUGUUCUACACAGCCUUCAAGACCGAUCCCAUGAACCCUGCUACUGGAAAUAAAUACCGCCAUAUGGUGCUGGAGAAGGGUGGGUCGCAAGACGAGUUCCAGACUUUGGAGGAGUUCCUUGGCCGUCCGCCGAACAGCGAGGCUUUCUACAAGGAACUCGGUCUGGAGUAA
Periconia digitata is the source of this 2274-nucleotide messenger RNA. Lineage: Eukaryota; Fungi; Ascomycota; Dothideomycetes; Pleosporales; Periconiaceae. The record is from the annotation of a GenBank genome assembly.